Messenger RNA from Misgurnus anguillicaudatus (oriental weatherfish), 2105 nucleotides. Lineage: Eukaryota; Metazoa; Chordata; Actinopteri; Cypriniformes; Cobitidae. The record is from RefSeq and is a predicted model, not a curated record.
GAUUUAAAUUUAAAGACUGGUGUUCUUCACGUUCAAGAUGUAAUAGACAGAGAGAAGCUUUGUGAACAGAAUGUGAAGUGCUCGCUGCCUUUAGAAGCGACCAUUAACUCGCCUUUAAAUAUAUAUAGAUUUGAGGUAAACGUACUAGAUAUUAAUGAUAACUCACCCGUAUUCCGUACCACCAAGACAACGAUGAACAUUUCAGAAUCAGCAUUUCCAGGGGAACAGUUUGCUCUGCCGAACGCGUUUGACGCAGAUGUGGGCAGUAAUUCGGUAAAGAGCUACAAGCUGAGUCCAAAUGAACAUUUCUCUUUGAAUGUUCAGAGCGGAGGAGAGCAGAGUGUGUCUGCUGAGUUAGUGCUGCAGAAAGCUUUAGACCGAGAAAAACAAUCCGUGAUCCAGCUCACACUGACCGCUGUAGACGGAGGAAAACCUCCGAAAUCAGGGACAAUGCAGAUAGUCGUAAAUGUUGAGGAUGUUAAUGAUAAUAUACCCGUUUUCAGUAAAUCGUUGUAUAAAGCUCGCGUAAAUGAAAACGCGCCACACGGCACUUCAAUUAUUACAGUUCAUGCCAGUGACCCUGAUGAGGGUGUAAAUGGUCAAAUUGUCUAUGCUUUGGUUAACCACGAUAAUGAUAAAAACGUCGGUUCUUUCGCAAUAAAUCCUGAGACCGGCGAGAUUACUGUGAAAGGUGAAGUAGAUUACGAAAGGAAAAAUGCUGUUGAGCUCCGCGUGCAGGCAAAAGAUAAAGGGCAUAAACCACGAGCAGCGCUUUGUAAAGUCCUAAUUGAAAUUGUUGACAUUAAUGAUAAUGUUCCAAAAAUAUCUGUAACAUCUGUAGUUAAUACAGUUAGAGAAGAUGCUCCUAUUGAUACUAUGGUUGGAAUGAUAACCAUUACCGAUAAUGAUUUUGGUAAAAACGGUCAAGUCGAUUUAAAAAUUCAGGGCUCUGUUCCUUUUAAAGUACAGAAUUCCUACAAAAAUUAUUAUACUUUAGUUGUUAACGGUCCUCUAGACAGAGAGAGUGCGCAUGAAUAUAACGUGACAGUCACAGCUACUGAUGAAGGGACUCCGCCUCUCUCUAGUACCAGUGUCAUUACUGUACACGUGUCUGAUGUGAAUGACAACGCACCGCGCUUUCCAGAGCCCGUCAUUAAUGUUUAUGUGAAAGAGAACAGUCAGAUCGGAGCUGUCAUUUAUACAGUAUCUGCUUUAGAUCCUGAUGUAGGUGAUAAUGCCCGGAUCACAUAUUCAUUAAUUGAAAGCUCUAAAGGCAACCCGGUAACAUCAAUGAUCAACAUAAACUCUGACAAUGGAGAUAUACACAGUUUGCAGUCGUUCAACUAUGAGGAGAUAAAAACGUUUCAGUUUAAAGUUCAGGCCACAGACUCUGGUGUUCCUCCGCUCAGCAGUAACGUGACUGUCAAUGUUUUUAUUCUGGAUGAGAACGACAAUAGUCCCGGGAUUCUCGUGCCCUAUUCUGAGCACGGUUCCGUUAACACAGAGAACAUUCCCUAUUCUGCAGAGGCGGGCUACUUUGUGGCCAAGAUCAGGGCUGUAGAUGCGGACUCCGGGUACAAUGCGCUGUUGUCUUAUCACGUCUCUGAGCCCAAAGGAAACAAUCUGUUUCGAAUCGGAACCAGCAGCGGGGAGAUCAGGACUAAGAGGAGAAUGAGUGACAAUGAUUUGAAAACUCAUCCAUUGGUGAUUUUGGUUUGUGAUAACGGAGAGCCCUCACUGUCUGCGACUGUGUCUAUUGAUGUCGUGGUUGUUGAAAGCGCGAGUGACGUCAAGACUCAGUUCAGACAUGUACCACUGAAGGAGGAGAGUUUCUCGGAUUUAAAUCUGUAUUUGCUGAUCGCCAUUGUGUCUGUGUCCGUCAUCUUUUUACUGAGCCUCAUCAGUUUGGUAGCUGUGAAAUGUCACAGACAGACAGCAGUUUGGGCAGGUACAGCACCCCAAUGAUCACCACCCACCCUGACGGAAGCUGGUCGUACUCCAAAUCCACUCAACAGUAUGACGUGUGCUUUAACUCGGAUACACUUAAGAGUGACGUAGUGGUUUUCCCUGCGCCAUUUCCGCCUGCAGAUGCAGAAUUGAUCAGU